AUGUUGAGCAGAUCAAGUGUUUGUUUGUUGAUCAAUGGAGUUAGAUCAUACUCCACUGCCGCCUCAGAGAGAGUGGUCGGAUUCAUUGGUCUUGGUAACAUGGGUGGACACCAGGCUGCUAACCUCAUCAAGAAGGGUCACAAGGUAAUCGUUUACGAUAUCUCUCAGGACAAUGUCAACAGACUCAAGGAUAAGGGUGCCCUCGUCGCAUCUUCCCCAUCAGAGUUGGCCAAGAAAGCCGACGUCAUCGUCACUAUGUUGCCAGCAUCCGCACAUGUCAAGUCUGUCUACUGUGGUGAUAAUGGUAUCUUCAAGUCUAUCAAGCCAGGUACUCUUCUUUUGGACUCUUCGACAAUCGAUCCACAGACUGCCCGUGAGGUGGCCGACAUUGCUACCAAGCACAACUCGACUUUGUUGGAUUGCCCAGUGUCUGGUGGCACUGGUGGUGCUGAGGCAGGAACUUUGACAUUCAUGGUCGGUGGCAAGGAGGCUGAUUUUGAGCGCGCCAAGCCAUACCUCCAGGCAAUGGGCAAGAACAUCGUCCACUGUGGUGACGUUGGCACUGGACAGGCUGCCAAGGUGUGCAACAACCUUGUGCUCGGUAUCUCAAUGGUUGGUGUCAGUGAGGCCAUGAACCUUGGCGUCAAGCUUGGAAUCGAUCCAAAGAAGCUGGCUGGCAUCUUCAACACUUCGUCUGCUCGCUGCUGGAGCAGUGAGCUGUACAACCCAUGUCCAGGCGUCUUGGAAAACUCGCCUGCCUCACGUGGAUACACUGGCGGCUUUGGCUCUGCCCUCAUGAACAAGGAUCUUGGUUUGGCUGUCGACAGCGCCAAGUCCCUCGGUGAGCCACUGCCACUGGGCACCACCGCCCACCAAUUCUACACCAUGAUGGUCCAGAAGGGACUUGGUAACAAGGACUUCUCAGUUGCCUAUGAAUUCCUCCAGAAGACCAAGCAAUAA
Molecule: messenger RNA, 960 nt
Organism: Acytostelium subglobosum LB1
Lineage: Eukaryota; Evosea; Eumycetozoa; Acytosteliales; Acytosteliaceae
Exons: 2
Coding region: 1-960 (319 amino acids)
Biological process (GO): L-valine catabolic process
Cellular component (GO): mitochondrion
Molecular function (GO): 3-hydroxyisobutyrate dehydrogenase activity; NADP binding; NAD binding
Source: RefSeq, a predicted model, not a curated record